Molecule: messenger RNA, 526 nt
Organism: Saccostrea echinata
Lineage: Eukaryota; Metazoa; Mollusca; Bivalvia; Ostreida; Ostreidae
Product: fatty acid-binding protein, adipocyte-like
Exons: 5
Coding region: 1-519 (172 amino acids)
Biological process (GO): fatty acid transport
Cellular component (GO): cytosol; nucleus
Molecular function (GO): fatty acid binding
Source: RefSeq, a predicted model, not a curated record
AUGUACCGAGCUCUGUCGGGGUCACAAGGGAGAACAGGCUGGGGAUAUAAAGGACUGACAGAUUUCGGUUGGACGGUCCUAGCCUCCAUCAGAGUAACCAUGGCACUGGAGGAAAUCAAGAACAAGUUUGAAGGGAACUGGCAAUGUGUAGAAAUAGAAAACAUGGAUCCUUUCCUAGAAGCUAUGGGCGUGAAUGUCAUAAAACGUAAAGCAGCAGCAGUACUGAAACCAAACCUGAUAAUCACCGUAAAGGACGGUAAAAUGGAGUUUGUGCGGAAACUCCCUAUGAAGGAAGUAAGGAACCAAUUUGCGCUGGAUGAAGAAAUAGAAGUAUCAGAAGAUGAUCAUAAAUACAAGGCAAAAGUGUCCUACUCUGAUGGAAAGAUGAUGAUAGAAUUAAAAGCUGUAGAUGGUAAAUCUAAAGACAAUGUUGUAGUAAGAGAGAUAGAGGGAGAAAAUCUAAUCCAAACAGCGACUUGCAACGGGGUGAUUGCGAAGACGAUAUUCAAAAAAUCUUAGGUUCGGA